AUGGCCAACGGGACCUGGGUGAGCAAGUUCAUCCUUGUGGGCUUCUCAGGCUUGGCGGAUCUGCAGCUGCUGCUCUUUGUGCUGUUUGCCCUCCUGUAUGCGGCGACACUGGUGGGGAACGCGCUCAUCGUGACUAUGGUGGGGGCCGACCGCCGCCUGCACACUCCCAUGUACUUCUUUCUGGGGGCUCUGUCUAUCUCAGAGACCUGCUACACCUUUGCCAUCUUGCUCCCCAUGCUGGGGGGCCUGGUGGGCGCCAGCCGUACCAUGUCCCGUGCUGGCUGCGCAGUCCAGAUGUAUGUCUUCAUUGGCCUGGCUUGCAACAACUGCUUCCUGCUGGCAGGCAUGGGCUAUGACCGAUAUCUGGCCAUCUGCCACCCAUUGCGGUACCCCAUCCUCAUGAGCCACCUGGUCUGUGCCUGGCUGGUGGCCAUGGCCCUCCUCAGUGGGCUCCUCAUCUCCAUGGGCCAGACCCUCUUCAUUUUCAGCCUGCCCUUCUGUGGCCCCAACACCAUCCAUCAUUUCUUUUGUGACCUACUGCCGGUCACCCGGCUGGCCUGCACUGACACCUCCCUCCAUGAGGCUGUGACUUUUGCCCUCAGCCUCCUGGUCAUCGCUCUGCCCUUUGGCCUCAUCGUCCUCUCCUACCUCUACAUCCUGGGCACCAUCCUGCGCAUCCCCUCAGUGGCUGGGCGGCGCAAGGCUUUCUCUACCUGUGCCUCCCACCUCACCGUGGUGGUCCUGCACUUUGGCUGUGCUUCAGCCAUGUACCUCCGCCCAGCCAUGGACGAUGACUCUGAGCGGGACCAGCUGAUCGCUGUGUCCUACACGGUGGUCACACCCCUGCUCAACCCCGUGGUCUACACCCUCCGGAACAGGGAGGUGCAGAUGGCGCUCAGGAGGGUGUUGGGCAGGAACGUGGGGCCCUAG
Alligator sinensis (Chinese alligator) is the source of this 930-nucleotide messenger RNA. RefSeq names its product olfactory receptor 10R2-like. The coding region runs from base 1 to 930 and encodes 309 amino acids. The record is from RefSeq and is a predicted model, not a curated record. Lineage: Eukaryota; Metazoa; Chordata; Crocodylia; Alligatoridae. Gene Ontology annotation, biological process: G protein-coupled receptor signaling pathway. The transcript has a single exon. Gene Ontology annotation, cellular component: membrane. Gene Ontology annotation, molecular function: G protein-coupled receptor activity; olfactory receptor activity.